AUAUUAUGAAGUUUCAUUUAAUGAGUUUAAGAAAUAUGUAAAAAGUAUUGAAGAUGAUGAAAUUUUAUCAGAUUUACUUCCCGCAAUUAAAAAAAUUACUGGAGUUAAAGAAUAUACAGGACUUUAUGCAAUUAAAAAAAUUAGUGGAGUUAAAGACUUAAAUGAAGACACUGUACUUUAUACAAUCAAAAAAGUUAAUGAAUCGAAAGACUUAAAAGAAGACAUUGCACUUCACGCACUCAAAGAAAUUAUUAAAGGUAUUGAAGGUGAAGACUCAAAUAACAACAAUACUAAAGACUGGAACUAUGAUGACAUGGCACCGGUUGAAAAUGAUAUGACACUAGAUGAAAAUUAG
Dentiscutata heterogama is the source of this 355-nucleotide messenger RNA. The record is from the annotation of a GenBank genome assembly. Lineage: Eukaryota; Fungi; Glomeromycota; Glomeromycetes; Diversisporales; Gigasporaceae.